This is a messenger RNA of Danio aesculapii, 5471 nucleotides long. It is a transcript of the gene slc38a12, whose product is annotated as transmembrane protein 104. The record is from RefSeq and is a predicted model, not a curated record. NCBI's taxonomy places the organism in Eukaryota, Metazoa, Chordata, Actinopteri, Cypriniformes, Danionidae. The transcript is spliced from 10 exons. The coding region runs from base 283 to 1764 and encodes 493 amino acids.
AGUUUCCUGCUGACGUUCUGUGAGCUGUUUCAUUUUAAUUGGGAUGUUUUGCCCAAACAGAAAAACUUCUGCAGCUUGUCUCAAAUGACCGCGCAUAACAAACGUUUGAGGUGUGCACGGCGCGUCCUGCUUAAUCAUUACAUCGCAUUUGCAGGCAUAGUGCGUUGUUGAUAAUGAGGACGUUACAAGAAAACAGUCUCGUGUAUUACUAACGAUAUAAACCAACCGUUCGCUUGACAACAACAGUUAUUUCCAGCGGCGACAGGUGUUUUUCUUUUCGAGAUGGCAGGAGGCAUUACAGAAACAGGGGAGCCUUACUCUCCAUUUGUUGGUCUGGUGUACAUGUUCAAUCUGAUUGUUGGCACCGGUGCCCUGACCAUGCCCAAGGCUUUUGCAGCAGCUGGUUGGGUGGUCAGCGUCUCCCUCAUUACCUUUUUGGCUUUUAUGAGUUUCAUGACCACCACAUUUGUGAUUGAAGCCAUGGCUGCUGCCAAUGCCCAGUUACGCUGGAAGAGGAGAGAACAGGAAGAGGUUAAUGACAGUGACUCCAGCUCUGACUAUUCUGAUGAUGAGGUCAUUAUACGGGGACGUUCUGAACCUGUGGAGACACGGCCAAUUCUGUCCGUCCAGCGUGCCGCGAAUAUAGACCACUUUGACAUUGUGGAGAGAGUCGAGAUGGGACAGAUGGCCUCCAUGUUUUUUAACAAAGUUGGUGUCAACAUGUUCUACAUCUGCAUCAUUGUGUACCUGUAUGGAGACCUGGCCAUUUAUGCCGCUGCGGUGCCUGUGUCACUGAUGGAGGUAGCAUGUGGGAAUCACUCGUGCAGUACCGGGAGUGUGAAAUACAAUGACACCGAGUCAUGCUGGGGCCCUGUAAGACGCAAAGACGCCUACCGAGUGUUUCUGGCCAUCUUCACAUUGUUGUUGGGACCCUUUACCUUUUUCAAUGCUCAGAAGACCAAAUACCUCCAGAUCCUCACCUCAUUAAUGAGAUGGAUUGCAUUCACCAUGAUGAUCAUCCUGGCGUUGAUCCGCAUUGGCAAGGGUCACGGCGAAGGCCAGCCGUCCGUGGCUCAGAUCUCAGGAGUGCCGAACCUCUUCGGGGUCUGCGUUUACUCGUUCAUGUGCCAGCACUCUCUGCCUUCACUCGUGACGCCCAUCUCCAACAAGCAGCGAAUGAGCAUCCUGGUCAUGGCCGACUACAUCCUCAUCCUGUGCUUCUACGCCCUGCUCUCCCUCACAGCCAUAUUCUGCUUCGACAGUUCUCUUCUGCGCGACAUGUACACAUUAAACUUCACCGACAACUGCGACGUUCUGGGCGUCCCAGUGCUGCGCUACUUCCUAGGCCUCUUUCCCGUUUUCACCAUCAGCACCAACUUUCCUAUAAUAGCCGUCACGCUGCGCAACAACUGGAAGACUCUUUUUCAUCGGGAUGGCGGCACGUACCCUUGGGUGGUGGACCGUGUUGUUUUCCCGCUCAUUACUCUGGUGCCACCCAUUAUCGUGGCCUUCUGUACUCACGAUCUGGAGUCACUCGUGGGCAUCACUGGAGCGUACGCUGGAACGGGCAUUCAGUACAUCAUCCCGGCCUUCCUGGUUUAUUUUAGCCGACGCCACUUAGAGCCUGUUUUAGGAAGGGAUGCUGUAAACAAGCACCGGUCACCUUUCCGACACACUUUCUGGGUUUGCUUUGUGGUGUUGUGGGCAACGUUCUGUUUAAUGUUUGUGACGGCUAAUAUCGUCCUUAACGAAACCAAGAACUGAGUUUAAAAGCAGACCUGUAUGUUCUUUUUCAAGUGAGAUUGUUUGCUAAUGCAUUAAAGCAAUGGAAUUAGCUGAAGUCUAAUUUAGUGUAAUUUAAUUGAAUGCGUAAAAGGGACCAAAGGAUGUUUUGGCAUUACUUAGGUUAGACAAACGUGAGAUUGUUUUUGGUCUCACAAACACACAGUCUGUCUUUUCGGUCUUAUUAGUCUCAUUAAAACAUGCCUGGGCCAUAUUUCAACAUUUGACCAUUUUUAUUAUGAGUAAAGAAGAAAAUUAAAUAUGAAACAAAUACAUAAAUUCGUAAAUAAGAACAUUUAAUAAAAGAUAUCAUGGUAAAAAAGACUUUUUUUCUGUAUAACUACGGUAAGAUGGAGUUCAUAGAUUAUAGUAAUUUAUUUUCAGUAUAUACAUGGAAUAAAAGUGAGAAAACAUUUUAAAUAUUAUAUUACGUAUGGAAAAAUAUUUAAAUGUUACAUAAUUUAACCAUAACCUGUUCUGUUUUUGCGCAUCUAUUUAAAAUUGGGAUGAAAUAUGGCCUUAAUGUUUUAUUAGAUUUUUUUUUUCAUUAAACCAGUCAUCGUUUAAUUUUUUUAUAUGCAAGAAACAAUGCUAAUUUUGUUUGUUUGUUUGUAUGUUUUUUGUUUGUUUUUUAUUUUGUUGUUGUCGUUCUUUUUGAAAAAAAACAAAAACAAAAAAAGAAGCCCAAACAAAUACACCAAAUAUAAAUGUCGAAUAUCCAUCAAGUCAAAGACAAACAGACUGACUAUAAACGUUCCUAGUUUUGGUCUUCCAAGAUUGUUAGCAUUUCACAGCUUGUAUUUGCGGCGUUUCUGCACUGACGGAUGGAGACACGAGCGCAACGCGGGUCUGAAUAAUGUUCCCAGACCUGGAGUUCAAUCUCAGUUCAUCAGCAGAUUGAUGGAGGCAUUGAAGGCUUCCAUAUGUUCUCCAUGUACUGACGUCCUACCCGGAGCUCAUGGGUGCUCAAACGGGCCCUUAGGGAAGCGGGAAGGGAAGACAAACUUGGCACUAAAUGGACACAUCUGCCUCGUGAUCUACAGAGACUGAUAUUUAUCAUUAUCAAAAUGGAGCACCUUACUGUGCCUCAUGUGGAUAUUAGCAUUAAUGUCACUUUAGUUCUCACGAAGCUGUCUUGAUUUUAACAGUAGGGAUAGUUCAACCAAAAAUGGCAUUAUUGACGCAUCCUUGACUUGUUCCAAAUCAGUUUGAGUAUUUUUUUUUUUCCUGUUGAACACAAAGAAGAUAUUUUGAAGAAAUCUGAAAACCUGUAACCAUUGACUUCCAUAGUGUUUUUACAAUUAUGAAUGUUAAUGGUUACAGCUUUCUAACAUUCUUCAAAAUAUCUUCAUUUGUGUUCAACAGAACAAAAAAUGGUUUGAAGCAAGUGAAUGAUGAGUAAAUUAUAGCAAAAAUUGCAUUUUUGGUAAACUCCCUUAAAUUCAAGUCUAAAUGUACGGCAGCUGAUUCCCACUCUGCCUUUAUUUUGUUUGUUUUUUCCUACUUCUUACUUUCUUAAAAGGAAUGGUUCAUUCAGUUUGUUAUUGUUUACUUACCCUCAUGUCCUUCCAGAUCCAUAAGAAUUUUGUUCCUCUUCCGAACACAAUUUAAAAAAAUAUUUUAUUCAAGUAUCAAGAUUUAGUCAAGAAAUUAAGAGAUUUCUGUCACCGAACAAAGCUUUCAUAACAUGAAAGACCGCAAAAAUAAUUCAUAUAAACCAAUGCUUUGUUUUUUUGUAAAGACUUGAUUGCUUAAGAUGUUUUUUUUUCUAGUAUAAACAUUGAUCAGCAAACAAUGUUUACAGUAUUGAAAUUUGGUCAUGCUUGCUUGAAGUGUGAGAACCAAUGAGGUAUGUUUUCGGUUAUCAUAUGCCACAUUUGAGCUUCUAAAAGAACCAAUUGGGUUUGUUUUUGUUCAAGCUUCUGCUCAUGUUUGCUGGUUAAUGUUUACAUGUGAAUAACAGCCUACAUUAAACCCAUACGUCAGAUAAAACAAUUGUCUCCUGAAGACAUGGAUUAAACUGCAUGAUAUAUUUUAAUUUAUUUUUGAUGCCUUUAUGACCAUUCAGAAUGUCAAUGUUUUGGAUAAACAUAAUCAAUCAAAGAACCGAAAUAUCUCAGAUUUGAUUUAAAAGAUUUUCAUUGUGUUUUGAAGAUGAUUGUCUUGUGGAUGAGUGAUGGCUCUUGUGGAAGUCUUAUGGGUUUGGAAUGUCUUGUUGUUUCAAAUGGUUUGACACUCUUUUUGAUAAAAUGUGAUGCGUUUUAACUCCUAUUGGCCAAAUAAUAUACAGUUUACUUUUGUACCCUAUUGUCAUAAAAAGUAGAAUUUCUCCUCCUUUUUUGGAGACAAAUCUUGUACUUUAACACAAAAAUACUAAGCCCUUUUCACCUCAUCUUUUAUGUACAGAAAUGAAAGGUCAUACAUGAUUAAAAUAACAUGUGGGUAAGUAAAUGAGUACAGUUUUAGCUGAACUGUUUCUUUAAACAGAAAGUUCACCCCCCAAAAAUAAAAGAAAUACUGUUAAUUUACUCACCCUAAGGCCAUUCAAGAUGUAGGUGACCUUUUUUUCAGUAUAACAUUACAGAUUUCUAGGAGUCCUUGAGGAUCCAUAACAUUUUAGCACACUUGAAACAGUGCUUUUAGGGGUAAAAAAAUACAUGAAAAGUAAAAUCUGACUCCUGCUAAUCUUUGUUCUGUACAAGAAACUAAAAACUAUUUCUUACAUUAUUAAUCCACGGCGUCUAUAAACUGAUUAUCUAGAGCACAAGAAUCCUGUUGCAUUAUUAUGCAUCUUAAAUGUUGAAAACUCUUUGUGUUGUUGUCUCUUAAAAGUAAAUCUGUCCUAUUAGGUAUUAAUUUUUGGUUUGACUGUAUAUGUUACUUUUUUUUGGGCCCUCAAAGUGCCAUAGCCAUUUACUUUCAUUUUACGAAUCACCAAAAACCACAGAUUUAGCUAAAAUCUCUUUUGUGUUCAACUGAAAAAAAGAGUCGCAUAAAUCUUGGACAAGCUUAGGGUGAGUAAACGAAAAGCAAAUGUACAUUUUUGGCUGAACUGUAACUUUAGUGUUUCUGUAGGUGUGUUUUUGUUCGGUCCAUCCUCAUAUCUGCCUCAGAUUUUAAAAUGGCAUCACAAAUCUGUCCCCGGUUUGUUGAUUUGACAUAUUUUCUGUUGUUUUCGUCUGUGUUUUAUGUCAACGAUUGAGUGGUUUGAUCAUCUAUGGCAUGUUUGAUACUGUAAACUGAUCACUGCUCUCUGUGAGAGUUCUGAGAGAAGCUGAUGUGCAUUAAUUUACACCUUUUCAGCUGACGAUUUAAAGGGAAACACUUCUUGUUUGUGGACAGAACGGACUUCUCCUUAUUCACUUCUUACUCUGAUGUGCUCCACAAACAAACUACUGACAGAAGUUUGGAUUUGGGACUCCCUAAAGCACAAAAGUGAGUUAUUUUAUUUUACAUGUUGUUAUAAUAUUACCCAAUGCUUCUGUGAAAUGUCCAUCUCUGUUUUCAGUGUAAAAAAUGUGCCUUCUUUCCAGGGAUCUCUCCGAUUUCACAGGAAUAAUCAUGUCUGUUUCUUUCUCUGUCAAAUGUCUUGAAUGUGUUUUCUCGUCACUUGCAUGUAAGUCACUUCAAAUUCUUGACAAUCACAUCCACCGAUGUCUCGUUAAAAUAAAAAUGGAUAUGCUCGUUUU